Messenger RNA from Linnemannia hyalina, 1908 nucleotides. The record is from the annotation of a GenBank genome assembly. Lineage: Eukaryota; Fungi; Mortierellomycota; Mortierellomycetes; Mortierellales; Mortierellaceae.
AUGAAUGAAAACAAAACCCCUACUAGCAUCGGACAGAUAUUCGACAUUGUCGAAAUCCUCGACUUGGUCGGACUCUUUCUUUCGCCGCCGGACCUCCUCAACUGUUGUCAAGUCUCCCAUCACUGGAACAUCCUCCUCACUCCUCGACUGUGGGAGACCAUCGAUGACUCUCGACACUCUUGGUCCAAAAUCCUGGAACACUACGACGCCGAUGAGGGCAAGGCAGCGGGUCACGACGAGCUUUGGGCUCGAAGAAUUUUCGCAAAGUAUGGACGACAUAUCAGGAACUUGUCCCUCAGCUGGCGAAUCCUUAUCGACGCUGCCAACGAUGCGCUCUGCAGCAACCUUCGGUCAUUCCACAUCACAAACGUACGCGACAAGUUGACACGAAAGGAAAAGCUGGAAAAGAAGCUGGAAAAGGAGCUGGCAAACCAACAAGCCCAAACCAACGACCCAUGGCGUCCAGCUGUCACAGGCCCGCUCCUUUCACCUGAGUUUGAGGGAGCGCUUCAACCAAGCGACGUCGCAUACAGGCCCAAAGACUUGCAGGAACGGGACUGGAUCACGGCCCAGAACUUUUGGAUCCUGACACGGCGCAACACACGACUUUUAUCGUUGACACUGAGCCACGGCCUUCGUGAGCUUUGCGAGGUCGUAUCGGACGAUUAUAUUCAGGAUGUAGUGGCCGGCCUACUAGAGCUACGGUAUCUGGUGAAUAGUUUUGAGUUCGGCGACCCAUAUGUCCUGAUAACUCGACUCCGCCAUCUGGACACCCUUUGUACAGCAAAGUGGAGUCAACUGGAGCCAUCAAGUACCGUCGGAAACCUCAAGACGCUGACGAUACAGGAGCGGAUCACCACUCGCGAACUUGUCGUCUUGCUCAGACACCUCCCUAGUCUGGAAAGUCUGUCAGUCAGGUCUUUGACCAGGCUCACCGAAGAGGAAGCAGCAACAGCAGCAACUAUCAAGGACAGUAUCCCUAGUCAACUUCGACGGCUUUUCUUUUCGGGAUUCGAGCGAGCAAGCCAUAUAGGCAACGACUCUAGGCUGGCGGAUGCGGUCCUUCCCUGGAUGCCCUACCUGGAGCAUAUCGAGUUCUACCAUGUCAUCCGAGAGAGUGCCUUCUCUAUUCUCAGGCAUUGCAGGCAGCUCAGGUCUAUUGUGCAGACCAAGGAUCACUUUUCAUUGUUUGCCAAACUCGGAAAGGAUGCUGGACUUCAGUACAAGACAUUUGCCGAGUUUCUGUGCGACGGCGCCCACCUCCGCAUCUUAUCUGGACCCCGUCAGGUGGUAGAUGUCGACGACAUUGUCGAACAUCCGUGGACUUGCGACCAUUUAGAGUCUUUCCACUGUCAGGUAGGCCGAGUGGAGCGACUGCUUGAGAAGGAAGAGGACAUCUUGGAUAGACUGUCAAGCAAAGACCAUGACGCAAGGCUCUCGGCUGAGGAGCAAGAAGUGGCACAAAAGUACGCUCAGUCUGUUAAUCAGCAUCGUCACGUCUAUGAGCGACUGGCUUCCCUCACACACCUGACGAGACUGGAUCUCAGCUACGAGCUGAGAACUGUGAGGCUCGCCUAUGAGGACAGGCACAUCAAGUCUACUCAGUCUACCAGAGACCGCACGCUUAUGCUUGAUUGCCUGGAGCUUACUCUCAAGUCCGGUCUUAGUCUUUUGGCACCGUUGGUCAACCUGGAGAUGUUUGGGUUCUUGGGGAUUGACCAUAGGAUUGACAAGCCUGAGCUGGAGUGGAUGGCGGCCAGUUGGCGACGAUUGAAGACCAUGCGUGGGCUGACAGACGACCACGAACCCCAGUCGGCACAUGACAGGAGGAAAUCUGCGCUGAGGGUGUACAUGAUGCAGCUGCGGCCCGAUGUUAUUCACGAAUCCAUUAUUCCUGCGCACGACUAG